CUGAGAGAAACGCAACGAGCGUGAAAGGAAAGACUGGAAACCGCGGUGCUACUGUUUGUAUUGCUACCAAACGCUUCUCUUUGUGGUUCAGAAUGACUGACAUGAACUUUAUUAGCAACUUUGAUAAGAUCCUGAUAGAACUUGUUUUUCAGCUAGAGCAGGAGUCACAAGAUAAGGACAUUUUUAAAGAACAGAUUCAAACCAUUGCAUUUAAGGUUUUGGAUGAGAAACAGCGUAUACAUGAGAUACAAAAAGAUAUUGAUAACAGUCAGAAAAGCAUUUUGAAUUUGCAAAACUGUAGUCAAACUAAUAAAGAAAACUGCCUAGCCUGGAAGCCAACUUAUUUAAUUUUGAACAAGCAAGAAUAUUUUUUACAAAAUCAACUCCACAUUACCAUUAAAGGAUUUGAAAAUGAUAAAAAUAUAUACCAGAAAUCUCUGCAUCAGUACAAAGAAACACUAAGACAACAUCAAGAACAGUACAUGGAAUCCAACCUGGUAAAAGAUUAUUGUGUGAAAAAACAAGAACUUGAUGAUAUCCAGAACAGAGUAUUAAAAUAUAUUGAACAACUGAAGAGGGAGGAAGAAAAUAUUUUAUACAUUUUAGAGCCUGCUGAUUUUCUGUCUUAUAUUCAAUGGACUCUUCGACUUGUAUUAUUGAGGAAAAAUACGAACGAAAACCUUACAAACAUCACCCUGCUUUCAAGCAAGAUUUCUGAUAUGACUGCUAAAACUAAGGAUCUUGAAUUAAAACUAAAACAUAUAAGCCAGCGCGCUGAAAAUUUCACUGAAGAUAUUAAAGAUGCUAGAAGCAUUCAGCAUAUUGAGGAAAGAAUCCUUGAAGAAAAAGAUUUAGACAGAUCAAAGGGAAAAACAUUUUCACAGCUAUUCCAUAUUCCAUGCAUACCCCAGAAGUUACAUUUAAAGUUAAACAAAACAGAUAGAGAAGAAAACCCAUCUGAAACUAACCAAAGAACAAGUGCCAGCAUUUUAUCUUGUCAAUAUCUGAGCAAGGAAAUGAAAGGUAACCAGUUUUGCAGCAAUGAAAACUGUUUGAAUUCACCACCAACACCAAAUUUACAUAGUCAGAUUCAGUUACGGCUAGUUCUUUCUCAAAAGAAAAGAUCCAGCAAGCUGAAAAGUACAGAAAUAGAACACACAGAGGUUGGGACAAAAGAAAUCACAAACAUACCAGAGGAUUCUGGCCAUGUUUCUGAGGAUAAUUACAUAAAUGAAAGCUAUGAAGCAAUGGAGGAUUAUACUGACGAACAAGAAGCAAGUUCAGAAGCAAACUUUGCAGUUCCUUUGAUUCCUCCUUCUUUUUCAUUAUCAGAGAUUCCUUCUACUGCAGCAAGCACAUUUUCAAGAAAAACUGAACCUGUCAACAAGACAAUAUUCCAUGAUUCCAAAACAUCUACAACCAAACUAUGCCAAGACACAGAAAAACACCCAUCUUUUGAUUUGUUCAUGACAUCUACGCCCAAGGCUGCACAAUUAACAAUAUUUGACUCAUCUCCAUUUGGUUUAGAAACUGUUUCAGACCAGGAUGAAAGUUUUUCUCUGGUGAAUACAAAUACAGCAUCACCUCUGAAAAGUAUUGGCAGCAUAUUUGGGAGAAUGGAAGGAGAUGAUAUGUUUACAUUUCCAUUUUCAUCAAAGCAUUCCCAAAGCCCUGAAGAAGAAAGGGAGGAGUUUGGUUUUACAUUUCCGUUUGGACAAGACCAGAGAUCAUCACAAGAUAACAAAGAGUUUGAACCACCUCCAAGUACAAUGAAGUUUACAUUCUUUUAGCAAUGCAUUACAAUAAUAUAUAUUAUUAUUAUUUAUUUUCAUGCAAAGUUUGAUAUACUGUCCAUUUAGUUAAAUAAAAAAUAAGGUUUUAAGUUUGCAAAUAAUUGAUAACUGUAAUUUAUGCCAAUAAAAGCCCUAUUAUCCAUACAAGUAGUCAAGUAUGAGAAUUGCAGGCUGUGAAACCACACAAACAUGUUUCAGGCAUCAAGGGCCCUUUGUGAAAUUCAGAGAAACGUGUGGAUUCACAGUAAACACAUAAAAAGCAGUUAUUUUGCCUCAGCCUGUGAUUCUCAUUCUUAACUACUUGUACUGAUACACUUUAUUGGAUGCUAGUGAUAGAGCACCUGUGGGAGUUGUAGCUUUAAGAGCAUCAGCUGUUGUGUGUUACCCACACGGAGCGUAUUCUCGGCAAGCGAAUACACUCCUAUGCUUAAAAUACCUACCUGUGUCUGCACCCGAUAGCAUUGAAUACGCUUGGGUGCACACACAUGUAGCCGAUAUCCGCAAAAAAACGCAAGACUUUACAUUUUCUGCGGAUAUCGGUUACAUGUACCUCCACCCGAGCAUAUUCAAUGCAAGCACAGGUAGGGGGAUUUUUAAGUGUAGGAGUGUAUUCUUGGCAAUUGGUUUUCGGCUUGGUGAAAAAACUCUACAUACGCUACAUGUGGCAUUAGCCUAAGAUUUGAAAUUCAUAAUUAGUUGCUCCAGUCAUUGUUUAGUUUUAAAAGAGCAGUGUCACACUGAAGAGGACCCGCCAAAGUUGUAUAAGUAAAUGCAUUUACUGCUGAAAGAAGUCUGUGUUCAUAUUCUCUACACUAAAUUUACAAUUUUACAGUAAAUUUACAAUUUUUGACUAAAGUGCAGUGUGCAAAAAAGCCUGUCCAUUUUUUGCAGUUCUUGUGUUGUAGAUGCAACUUUUUGUACUAACCAAAGUGAGCGCAUAUAGUUUCAGACUUAUUAGUGUAUUGGACUUAUGAGUUUACAGCUACUAGUUUUAGCCAUUUUCUAUUGAUAAAACAUUCUACAAAUAUGUCUGCAUUAUUUGUAUGAUAUAUAAAAUAUAUUAUUUAACAAUAAGUGGCAGAUGUACUUACCUUCGACCAUCAUUGGUUAGGCAACUGAUUAAUAAAAAAAAACAUGUGAGUUCCUAAUCACAUAGCCUUUCAGCAAUCAGUUGCUUUGGUUUGGGAACCAGGAAAGCUGAUUUACAUUGCAUUAGUUGACCAUUAUUUACCAUCCUGCACUAUUCUAUAUGAGUGUAAACAGGCAAUGGCACAGCAGUACAAGCUUCCACUUUGGAAAAUAGAUAUUAACAAUCAGUUGUCCUCCCAGAGUUACUAUUUAUAAAACAGAGUUUAUGUUUUAAUUCACCCUUAGAAGUGUUAAAAGGAUAGGUUAAAUACUGAAGUGUUUUGGACACUUUUAUGUCAAAUUUUCAAUGAUACAUAAUAAUAAAUGUCAUUUAAAAUGCUA
Molecule: messenger RNA, 3263 nt
Organism: Xenopus tropicalis (tropical clawed frog)
Lineage: Eukaryota; Metazoa; Chordata; Amphibia; Anura; Pipidae
Gene: six6os1
Product: six6 opposite strand transcript 1
Exons: 18
Coding region: 93-1790 (565 amino acids)
Source: RefSeq, a predicted model, not a curated record